ACCCACCAAAACGACACCAAUUUUCUCUCUCUCUUCCUCCAAUCAUGGCGUUUAAGAAAACCCUAGCACAACGCCUCCUCAACAUCACCAAAAUCUCCACCAACUACCGCAUUUCCGCUUCCUCCUCGCUCCGUUCUCCGAUUCCGACGAAGCCCGACAUUGCGCCGGAUCCCGGAGACGGCGGAAUCUUCCGCCGGUUCCUCCACAAGAGGGCGGUGUUUCGGCCGGAGCUCCGGCCGCCGGCUACCGAUGACCUCCUCCAGAGGCUCCGCGAGAUGGACAUUGCUCGGAGCCGAAUCCGAUUGGACGGUCUCGCUCCGCCGGAGAGCGGAGGCGUGGCGGUGGAAGACGUGAGGAAGGUGCUGCGAGCGGCGCAAAUCGAAGCGGUGAAAUCGAAGCUGCGGAGGAUUCCGCAGAGUUGCAUAACGUAUUCGGAGUUGGUUCGUCUGUGCAGUGAGAACUGUUCCGAUGAGGAUCAAGCGAUGAACGUUGCGAAGAUGCUCGACGAUUCAGCGUCUGUGAUUAUAAUAGGAGACGUCGUGUUCCUCAGACCUGAACAGGUAGCAAAAACCAUCCAGGCUCUGUUCCCUAUUCCAGGAUCGAAGGUGCACGAGUCAGUAAGAAAGGAACUGGAAGAAAUGGAGAAAAAGAAAACAACAAUCGACAACAAAGCCAGCAAGUUGGUUCGACGAGAGCUCUGGGCCGGGUUAGGCUUCCUAAUGGUGCAAACCGUAGCGUUCAUGAGGCUCACAUUUUGGGAGCUAUCGUGGGACGUUAUGGAACCCAUUUGCUUCUACGUGACCUCGAUGUACUUCAUGGCUGGCUACACCUUCUUCCUCAGAACCUCCAAAGAGCCUUGCUUUGAAGGCUUCUACCAAAGCCGUUUCAGCACCCACCAGAAGCGUCUUAUGAAGCUUCACAAUUUUGACAUCGCAAGGUACAAUGAACUCAGGGCCUCUGCACCACCCUUGCCACCUUCGCCCGAAUUCGAUUCAUCCAAUAUGGGUCACAUAUUGGACCAAUUUCACACUAAAUUGUAGUGUUGAUCGUACAUCAAUCACUAAUAUUCUCAUUCCGUAGAAUAGUGACUAGAUUAUAAUAUCACAAAUAUCACCCCUUCUUCCCAUUGCCCACAUCAUAUUUUAGGGAACCAUCCACCAUACUCCAUGCACCUUUUUUCUGAUAACACUCAAAAACCAUAGAUAAAAAAAAAAAUAUAGUUUAUGAUUGCGGUGAGUUAGAAUUAGGCGCGGCUUGGUGUACAAUAUAUGCAGAGUGGUAAUUUCAAUUUUGUUUCUCCUUUUCCUUUUAA
This is a messenger RNA of Cajanus cajan (pigeon pea), 1312 nucleotides long. Its product is annotated as calcium uniporter protein 3, mitochondrial. Gene Ontology annotation, cellular component: uniplex complex. Gene Ontology annotation, molecular function: calcium channel activity; uniporter activity. NCBI's taxonomy places the organism in Eukaryota, Viridiplantae, Streptophyta, Magnoliopsida, Fabales, Fabaceae. The record is from RefSeq and is a predicted model, not a curated record. Gene Ontology annotation, biological process: calcium import into the mitochondrion; mitochondrial calcium ion homeostasis.